This is a messenger RNA of Colletotrichum siamense, 723 nucleotides long. It is a transcript of the gene acr-2-2, whose product is annotated as Acriflavine sensitivity control protein acr-2. Bases 1 to 723 code for a protein of 240 amino acids. The transcript has 2 exons. Gene Ontology annotation, biological process: positive regulation of transcription by RNA polymerase II. Gene Ontology annotation, cellular component: nucleus. Lineage: Eukaryota; Fungi; Ascomycota; Sordariomycetes; Glomerellales; Glomerellaceae. The record is from RefSeq and is a predicted model, not a curated record. Gene Ontology annotation, molecular function: transcription cis-regulatory region binding; DNA-binding transcription factor activity.
AUGGCCGGUGUUACAUCCGACAACAUGAACAAGAUCCAAAGGGAAGAUACGAGCUCGACUCUACAAGCGGCAUGGCCUCCUGUCGUGUCUGCAAAUCAGCUCCCGUUCGCUAUCUCGAAGCCGAACUCUCCUCGCUCGCUCAUAGACCCGCUUGCGCAAGAUCUGGAUUAUCGAUCGAGGAGAUAUCUGAACUAUUUUGCAAGCGAUGUCUGUAGGAACUUUGUUCUCUAUGAUACCCCCAAUGAUAAUCCAUUCCGCGACCUCAUUGCGAUGGCGUACCAGCAGCCCAUAUUGUUGCAGGCGAUUAUCGCCAGUGCAGCUUUGCACAUGUCAAACGCCUAUCAACAGUCAUCAAGUUCUCUGAGCAUCUUAACGACGAGGGCUUCGACUCAGGGCAGCACCAGCUUAGCGAGCUCUCUAUCGAUUGGACCGUACACGACAUCUCAUCCGGAGACUUUCCAUGAUGCACUCAGAGCCAAGCAGCGGGCACUUUGCCUGCUGAAGUCUGCUCUCGAGAACACGGCUUCCGUAGAUGUUGAUGUGACUCUCGCAGUGGUACUUCUCCUCAUUGGGUUCGAGCUCAUUGACUCUGGGCGGAGCCCCUGGGUAUUCCACAUCAAUGGUGCCAGAACGAUCAUUGAGAAGCUGAUCGCAUUCGGUCCAGAGAAAGCGACUGCUUUGAGCCCGCUACGCAGCUGGUUGGUGUCAAACUGUUUGGUGUAA